AUGGACAGUGUAAUCAUUGAAAGUACGGAACCCUCAACCUCCAAAAUCGUCUCACAACUCUCAAAAGAUGAAGUACCAAUCCAACCGUGUGCAAAUUUUUUAACACCAUUUAAAGAAAAUUUCUUGUCAAACACUGGUCCUAUUUCAUCAUCAAUGACAUCACUCGAAAAUGAUCACUCAAGUGGUUCAACUGGUUCACUUUGGCAUUUUCAAGAUGUAUCUGAUAAUCUUGAAUCUGAUGAAUUGACAAGAAGCUCUGUGUUUUCAACACGAGAGUCAACAUCUUCUCCAGCACCUAAAGUUUUUCAAACUACUCCACUGUCACGAAAACCAUUGAAGAAAAAAAAUUACUCGACUGAAUUAGAGAGUUCUCUAAUUUUACUUUGCCAAACUAUGCAUCAACGUUUCCAGGAUAAUCAUAAUUCCGAAGUGAUUGGUGGUCCGGACGAAACUUUUGCAAGAUUAAUCGUAAAUCAAUUAGAAAGAUUAUCAUCGUAUGAAAAACAAAAACGACAGCAAGUAAUCAUGCAAAUUUUGUAUGCACCUUAUGAUUCUUGA
Messenger RNA from Odontomachus brunneus, 558 nucleotides. RefSeq lists its product as uncharacterized. Lineage: Eukaryota; Metazoa; Arthropoda; Insecta; Hymenoptera; Formicidae. The coding region runs from base 1 to 558 and encodes 185 amino acids. The transcript has a single exon. The record is from RefSeq and is a predicted model, not a curated record.